Carassius auratus (goldfish) is the source of this 3795-nucleotide messenger RNA. RefSeq names its product von Willebrand factor A domain-containing protein 5A-like. The transcript has 22 exons. NCBI's taxonomy places the organism in Eukaryota, Metazoa, Chordata, Actinopteri, Cypriniformes, Cyprinidae. Bases 1138 to 3573 code for a protein of 811 amino acids. The record is from RefSeq and is a predicted model, not a curated record.
CAAAACACUGUCUUCAUGCAGGGACUGUUUAAAUGCAGUGCCUGUGUAUUGCUUGUCUUAUGCCCUGAUUAAUAAUUUAAAUGAUUUUUAUUUUUGGGUAUGCAGUCACUGAGCUGAGCUGCUUUGUUUCACACCUACAUAUAGAGAAAUUAUUUAUUGAUUUUAAACAUUUGUGGCAUGCUGUUUUCUGGUGAGUAUUAUUUUUGUUUUUCAUUGUUUAUUUGCAGAGAAAAAAAGAGCAAAGAGCAAAAUUUGAGGAGUUUUAUAUAUAUAUAUACCGAAAAGCAUUGCAUAUACAAUUAUUAAAUAUUUCUGUUGUUAUUUUCAUAAUAAUAUAAAAAUAUUGAAAAUGUCUAUUAAAUAUUUUGAUUAUUUAUUCUAUUAAUUAUUUUCUUAAUAUUCAAUAGAAAAUUCUCAGUCAACCUCAAACAGUAGACUACUGUAAUUAUUUUUUAUAAAACAUCCUGAAAAGAAAACCGACCUUAUUGACUUUUUGAAAAGUGUUUCUUUUUCUGUUUCUUUCUCUUUUAAAUGUAUUUUUGGAUGGCUUUGCUAUGUGGAAAUGUGCUAUAUAAAUAAAAUGUACUUUAUGUAUUGUAAAUGAUUACCUGCACAUUAUUCCAAUAUAUAUUAAUUCCUAUAGAUGUGCUGUUUUGGCAUUUUGUGUUGUCUUGGUAGUUGUUUAGUUUGGAUGCAGUAGUUUUAAUCUUCAUGCAAAGAACGUUUUUGCAUGAUGCAUUUAAAAGUUAAUAACCAAGCGUAUGUUUAUAAAAGUGCAUAUAGCAGUAACAUAUCUAAUGCAGUGAUAUAUAAAUACUUUUUGGGCAGCUGUAUGACAAAGCAAAAUCUCUGGUCAACGUGUUUAUCAUGAAAAAGUAAUUAAAGGGAUACAAUAAAACAUUAAUGCACAAAUAAUGAUUAUCAUUAAUGGAAUAAUCAGCCGUAGAAGACGCAUAUAAAAUUGGUUUGGCUCAAAAAUAUGAUGGUACUCGCUCCUUACCUUAAUAUUCAUGAGCCAAACCUGCGCCUCAUUUAAAUAUCGUGACGCGUCAGCAAAGUAGUUUCUCUGUUUUGAUUUUCACUUUCAUUCACUUUUGAAGUAGGUCUUCUAGUGAUUUCCUCUAACGGAGCGUGAGAAUGGAGAACUACGGUCUUCUCUCUGAGAAUAAUGUACCAGUUCCUCUGAAGAGCAUCUCGGUGCAGGUUCGGGUUCAGGAUCAUGUAGCCACAGUCUCCUCCACUCUGCAGUAUGUGAAUGAGGAAGAGCGCCCCCUGGAGGCCUUGUUCGUCUUCCCUCUGCCUGCUGAUGCUGCUGUCUGCCACUUCAGUGCCAAGAUCGGAGAGCAGGAGAUUGUGGCAGAGGUGCAGGACAGAGAAAGCGCGAGGGAUCAGUAUGAUGAUGCUGUGAGUUCGGGUCAGCAGACGUUUCUGUUAGAAAAGAGCGCUGAGAGUCCUGAUGUGUUCAGACUGUGUGUGGGGUGUCUGUCGGCGGGUCAGGACGCUGCUGUCACCAUCAUCUACAUCACUGAGCUUGCUGUGCAGGCCGACCACUCGCUGCGCUUCUGUCUGCCGGCUGUACUCAACCCUCGAUACACACCAGCAGGUUCAGGUGCUGGUAUCGUCUCAGAGAUUUCAUCAGGAUGUGGAGCUGUUCCCUACACGCUGACUCUCAGUGUCCAUGUGAGCUCUCCAAAGCCCAUCUCCAAACUAGAGUCCAACUCCUCUCUGGAUCCUCUAGUGUUCCUGCAGUCUGAUCACACUCAGGCCACGGUGAAUCUGAGUCCUGGUCACAUGUUUGAUAAGGACUUUGAGCUGUUUGUGUUCUAUCAGGAUACCCAUCAGCCCUCUGCUAUAGUGGAGGCAGGAGUGACCACUGCCCCGCCAGGCUCUCUGAUGAGGGACACAGUGGUCAUGAUAAGUUUGUACCCAGAGUUCCCAGAGGAAGUGACAUCAUCACUGGCAUUUCGAGGUGAAUUUGUUUUUGUGAUUGACAGAUCAUGGAGUAUGGACAAAAAGAUGCAUCAUGGGACAAGAGCACAGAAACGCAUUGAAAGUGCAAAAGACACUCUGCUGUUAUUGUUGAAGAGUCUGCCCAUGGGAUGCUACUUCAAUAUCUAUGGAUUUGGCUCUCAUUUUGAGUCCUUCUUCCCUCAGAGUGUCGUGUAUAAUCAGGAAACAAUGGAUCAGGCUCUGAAGAGAGUGAAGGAAAUGAAAUCAGACAUGGGCGGCACAGAGAUUUUAACGCCUCUAAAACACAUCUACAGUCAGCGCUGUCACCCCGAUCACCCCAGACAGCUCUUCGUCUUCACUGAUGGAGAGGUGGGAAACACUAAAGAGGUGCUGGACCUGGUGAAAAGUCACGCUCACUCUCACAGGUGUUUCUCGUUCGGGAUUGGUGAGGGUGCGAGUGCCGCCCUCAUCACAGGAAUGGCCAGAGAGGGAUCUGGUCACGCUCAGUUCAUCACAGACACAGACCGCAUGCAGCCCAAAGUGAUGCAGUCGCUCAGGUUUGCUCUGCAGCCCGCUGUGGUUAAUAUCUCUGUGGAUUGGACCCUUCCAGAUGGUCUUACUGUUGAAACACUGUCUCCUCCCAUCAAUGUGCUCUUCCAGGGUCAAAGGACACUCAUUUAUGCCCAACUGAAAGGAGAGAGUUCAGGAGGCUCUGAGGGAACAGUGACCGUCAAAUACAGUCUUAAAGAUCAACCAGUAACAAACCAGCUCCACUUCUGCCUCAAACCCACUGAGGAAACUGGUCUGUCCAUCCACCGGCUGGCGGCUCGGACCCUGAUCCGUUCUCUGGAGCAGGAGAAGAGGUCAGGUGCUGCAGAUGUUGAGGGCAUCAGGAGCAGGAUGGUGGAGCUCAGUGUUCAGGCAGGAGUGAGCAGUGUUCAUACAGCCUUCAUUGCUGUUAAUAAAGACAGCAGACAGACUGUGAAAGGACCCCUGCAGCAGAGAAGAGUGCAGACAUGCGAUUAUUCAGAUUUCAUUCACGCACUUGCUGCGCCAAUAUGUGGGCGGAGUACAAUCAACUAUUGCAUAGACAUCGAUUCAUUGUCACUAAAAGCCGCUCAACCGGUUCAGCCACCGGCAUCUAAAUUCAGAGAAUAUAAACAAGCUAAGCCUAAAUCACUGCUGGGGAAACUGGGUCAAGCCCUGUCUCGUAAUCAUGAUUCUAAAUCGUUUAGACACUCAAGGAUGAUGGUUGAAGGCUGUCGUGCAUCAUCGGCAAGAAAGGUAGAGCCCCAGAAGGAUCUGUUACUGGAGCUGGUUUCUCUCCAAAAGGCGUCCGGCUGCUGGGAUCUGGACGCCACACUGGCCGAUGUGUUUGGGAAGACGGAGGAUGAGCUGACCAAUCAGAAACCAGCACAGGUGGAUGGGUCAGUAUGGGCCACUCUCCUGGCUCUGAUCUGGUUAUACGGCUGUAAAAUAGAGCAGCAGGUGGAGUGGCAGUUUGUGGCCAUGAAGGCAGCGUCAUGGAUCGGCUCUCAGAAAGUGGGUGAUCUGUCUCAGUGUGUGUGUGCGGGGAAUGUCCUGCUCGGAUGUCAGGUGACCAAAGAGACUCUGGGAAUCUGAAGACGUCUGUGUUUCUACAUCCUGAUCCCUCAGAAGACAGAAGAACAGAUUCUGUUACUUUAACCGUUUCUCUAUUACUUGUCUCAGUGAAGUUGAAUUAAUUUUAUUUGCUCAAAUCUACACCAAAUUCUAAAUAUAUGAACUGCACUAUCAUUUGAGAUUUAUGCACCAAAGUAUAAUAAAUAAAUCAAAUGUUUCCAAGAAUAAAAUACAUAUUUUUUA